GAUGAAGGGGUGGGGGGGGCCCGGCUUUGUCGGUGCCCCGCCCGGGGAUGGGAGGAGGAAAACCUCCCGCCGUCCCUUUAACAGCCAGCGGCGCUGCUCGGAGUUCAGGCCGGGGUCAGGGGGAGUUCGCAGCCCGGGUUUCACCUCCGAGCUGGCGGCGUUGGGAACCCCGAGGAACCGCUGCUGCUUCUUCCAGCUCUUCUUCCUCCUUUUCCUCCUCCUCCUCCUCCUCCUCCCGUUCCGUAGGACCGGCCGGGAGAGCGGGGUAUGGAGGAACAGCAGCAGCAGAGGAGGAGGAGGGUGGAGGGGAAUAGCAACCGGCGGCGGCCCCCCCCCGGGGCUGAGCCAUGAGAGUUCACCGAGACCUCGGCUGGUUGGCGGAGGCCACCGGGCGCCCAGGGCGGCGGGCGAGGAGCGGGAUGCUGGACGCCAUGGAGGUGCCGAGCCACUCGCGGCAGCUGCUGCUGCAGCUGAACACGCAGCGCACCAAGGGCUUCCUGUGCGACGUGAUCAUCGUGGUGCAGAACGCGCUCUUCCGCGCGCACAAGAACAUCCUGGCGGCCAGCAGCGCCUACCUCAAGUCGCUGGUGGUGCACGACAACCUGCUCAACCUGGACCACGAGAUGGUGAGCCCCGGCAUCUUUCGCCUCAUCCUCGACUUCAUCUACACCGGCCGCCUGGCCGAGUGCGAGCCGGGCGGCGAGCAGAGCCUGGGCGCCGUGCUGGCCGCCGCCAGCUACCUCCAGAUCCCCGGCUUGGUGGCCCUUUGCAAGAAGAAGCUGAAACGCAGCGGCAAGUACUGCCACCUGCGCGGGGGCUACGCGCCCUACAAGCUGGGCCGGGGACUGCGCGCCGCCACGCCGGUCAUCCAGGCCUGCUACUCGGGGACGCCGCGGCCCGUGGACUUGCCGCCCGUGGAGCCGGCGGCGCCGCUCAACACGCAGUGCGGGGAGCUCUACGCCUCGGCCGCCCAGGGCGCCCCGCUGCACCCCCACGGGCUGUGCCCGCCCGAGCGCCAUUGCUCGCCGCCCUGCGGCCUCGACCUCUCCAAGAAGAGCCCCACCGGCCCCUCCGCCCAGCUCCUGCCCACCGACCGCCUGCUGCCCGGCGAGCCCCGCGAGCCCUCGCUGCCCCCGCGGCACGACAGCCCCCCCGUCAGCGCCGGCCUCUUGGCCGGCCACGCCGCCGCCUACAAGGACUCCCCGCCGGGCGGCGAGCCGGGGGGGCACCCCCACGCCCCCGACCCCUUCCGCAGCACGCCGCCCUGCGCCGAGCCCCCGCUGCCCCGCGCCGACGGGCGCGAGCUGAUGUACCGCUGGAUGAAGCACGAGCCCCUGGGCCCCUACCUGGACGAGGGCGAGGCGGAGAAGGAGCUGGAGCGGGAGGAAAAGGCCGAGUCGCCGCCCGCGGCGCCGCAGCCCCGCUACCCCAGCGUGGAGAGCAACGACCUGGAGCCCGAUAACAGCACGAGCGAGGAGACGGGCAGCAGCGAGGGCCCCUCGCCCGGCGACGCGCUGGACCGCUACUGCAACCACCUGGGCUACGAGCCGGAGAGCCUGGGCGACAACCUGUACGUCUGCAUCCCCUGCGGCAAGGGCUUCCCCAGCUCCGAGCAGCUCAACGCCCACGUGGAGGCCCACAACGAAGAGGAGCUCUAUCACAAGGCGGCGGCCGAGCAGGCCGUGCCCUUCCUGGACAAGGGCGGCCCGGGGCUGGGUGACAUCCUGCGGCCCUACCGCUGCUCCUCCUGCGACAAGUCCUACAAGGACCCGGCCACGCUGCGGCAGCACGAGAAGACGCACUGGCUGACGCGCCCCUACCCCUGCACCAUCUGCGGCAAGAAGUUCACGCAGCGCGGCACCAUGACCCGCCACAUGCGCAGCCACCUCGGCCUCAAGCCCUUCGCCUGCGACGCCUGCGGGAUGCGCUUCACCCGCCAGUACCGCCUGACCGAGCACAUGCGCAUCCACUCGGGCGAGAAGCCCUACGAGUGCCAGGUGUGCGGCGGGAAGUUCGCCCAGCAGCGCAACCUCAUCAGCCACAUGAAGAUGCACGCGGCCGGCCCCGACGGCAAAGCCAAGCUGGACUUCCCCGACAGCGUCUACGCCAUGGCCCGCCUCACCGCCGACCAGCUGGGGCUCAAGCAGGAGAAGGCGGCCGAGCUGCUCUCCCACACCUCGCACUUCCUCAGCGACCCCAAGGCCAUGGAGAGCCUCUACCCGCUGGCCAAGUUCACGGCCGAGCACCUGGGGCUGAGCCAGGACAAGGCGGCCGAGGUGCUAGCGCAGGCUCCGCACCUCCACGCCGAGGCCGCCCGGACCAUAGAGCGAUACUCGCCCCCCUAGCGCCGGCCCGGCCGGGGGGCUGGGGGGGCCGCGGGGCUCCCCUCGCUGCCCCGCGUGGAGCUCGGGGGGGAGGCGGGGGGGCGCGACAGGCGGCGGGCGCUCGUCCCCCGGCGCUGCCGACGGUCCCGGAGAACUCGCUCGUGGCGGAAGGUCCCAUGAGAGCUGCCCCGGGACGGCUGGACGGCGCGUCCCGCGACGAGCGCCCCGGCUUGCCCGGGAGAAGCCGAUAAUUCAGGGACUGACCUCGUGGCGUGGGCCCUCCUUGCCUUGGGGGGAGCUGCCGGGGCCCCCCCCCCCGGCACCGUGGCGGGAGCGAAGCACGAGCCGUGAGGCCGGGCUGCGCCCCGAGGCUUUGGAGGACAUGAGCCAGCUCCUUACCUCAGGGCCGUUCCCCGGUGCUGCCCCCCCCCGCCCCCGGGGCGAGGGGACACCCUCGGCAGAUGCCCGCAUCGCCCCGGCCCCGCGGCGGGACCCCGCCACGCUCGGCUCUGCCACGAUGGGACCCGGACUGUGCCGCCUCGACCGCCGCCGGCCCGUGAGUAGUUCGUCCGUCGUGGCCGGAGCGACGCCUCCGAGCAGCCGUCCUGACCGGGAGCGGCGAGCGUGGCCGUGCUGGGGCUGGGUUGGGGGGGGGGGGGGGGGGAAUGCGUGUGUGUGCCGGCCAAUUCCCCCCCCCCCCCCCCCGCCCCAACUGGGGCCACGCUGGGAGCUUGGGGACAGACUGACGGAGGGGGACGGUGGGGUCUGGGCAGCGGGUGCCGGGCAGGGGGACGGCGGUCGGGUCCGUGCCGAGGCCGGGGGGGGGGGGGGGGGGGCCAGGGAAUGGCGAUGCUCCUUGCCCAGGAGCAAGCACUGACCUCCUGGCCCGAAGCCGGUGGCUCGGCCGCUGGCCCCCGCCGUGUUUUCGGGAGGUGGGGCAGGGCCUGUCACAGACUGAGCCCCUGGGCCCUGCCCCAGCAGGAGCCUCGCCAUCAGGGAUGCCCGGGGGGGGGGUCCCGGGGGGCCCAGGGACCCCCGGGGAUUUUGCCCUUGGGUGGCCACUGGCCUCGAAUAUUUUUUUUUUUUUUUUUGCCAAAGAUGCCCGUCCCCAGCGCGGCCGGGCCGGGCCGGGGAGUUCAUGACAAAGACAAAGCGGUCUGGUUUGUCAGCUACGGGGAGGUGGGCAGGGGCUGCGGGGAGGGGGGGGAAAGAGCCGAGGGAGGUGAGGAGCCGCCCCAGGCUGGGCUGCGGUGACCUGGGGCCAAGCUCCCCCCUUUCCCCGUUGGGGCACCCCCUGCCACCACCGUACCCCGUUUUCUGCCUUCUGCUCGGUGUGGGCAAAGCCCCCCCUCCCGCCUCGGGCCUGGACCCCCCCCCCCCGGCCCGUGCCCUGACCCCUCUGCCUGGGGUUAAUGUGAAGCUUCUCCCCCCCCCCACCCCCAGCCCCCUCCUCUCCUUUGCACAUGAGGCCCCGGGGUGGCCGCCAGCAGCGACUGUCCCCGACCUCACAGCCACUGUGCCUUAGCCUGAGCUGGCUGCUCCUGCCCAGGUGCCCCCCCCACCUCCUUCCCUGGGCUGCCCGGGUCGUCGUCCCCCCCCCCCGGGGCUCCCCAGGACCGGCAGCAUCCCCCCAAAGCUGCCGUGGGGCAAGCGGCGGCAGCAGCAGCACCCAAAGCACAGCUGGCAGCACCCAGCGGGGCCGCCGGCCCCCUCUGUAUCACGUCCGAUUUGUACACGGGCUCCUCGCCCCCCCCACCCCCUUUUUUUUUUUUUUUCUAUAGUCGAAACCGAAUGAGCAAUAAAAUGACAUUAAUA
Aquila chrysaetos chrysaetos is the source of this 4139-nucleotide messenger RNA. It is a transcript of the gene HIC1, whose product is annotated as HIC ZBTB transcriptional repressor 1. Lineage: Eukaryota; Metazoa; Chordata; Aves; Accipitriformes; Accipitridae. The transcript is spliced from 2 exons. The record is from RefSeq and is a predicted model, not a curated record. Bases 348 to 2345 code for a protein of 665 amino acids. Gene Ontology annotation, biological process: regulation of transcription by RNA polymerase II. Gene Ontology annotation, cellular component: nucleus. Gene Ontology annotation, molecular function: RNA polymerase II cis-regulatory region sequence-specific DNA binding; DNA-binding transcription factor activity, RNA polymerase II-specific; protein binding.